GUAGUGGAUAUUAGUAACUAAAAGUAUGUUCUUGAUUUUGCUUGGAAAUGAUAUUAACAACUGCACCCCCUCCAACCUCCACCCCAUCCCAAAACAAAAACAUUGUAAGUGUUAUAUAAUUGAGAAACAGUUGGACAGUAAAGGUCAACCUAUUUUCCUUAAACAUUAAAGAAGCAUGAGUUACUUAUAAUCCCUUUGAAAGAACACAAGGAUUGCGUUGAAACAAACAGUCCCCAACUUCUGCAACGUUAUAAACUCCUCAAUCGAAAUGUGUAUUCCUAACAUAGAAAUAAAAAUGCAAAAGUGCGAAAGGAUUCAACAUUAAACUACAAUUCAUUAGGCCUGUGGAACUCAAAAUCCAAUUCCACGAGCACGAAAAAAUGCAGCAAAGUAUGAAAGCACCAUUUCGGGAACUGUCAUCGACUCCUGACAUUUUAGGUAGUACAGCCACAAGAAGCCAGCCCAAAAAUGACCUAGAAAAUGGAGAUUCAAUGCUAAAUGAAACUGUCUUCAACUCUCUUCAUAAAAUCGACAAAAGUCUUGUGCGUAAGGUAUUGGCAGAGGCAUUAGGGACAUUCGUGCUAAUGUUCUGCAUUUGCGCGAUCAUAGCAAUAAUGCAUUUAAUCGGAUUGGAAGCAGGCCUAAUGGAAUAUGCAGCCACAGCAGCACUAACAGUAACUGUUAUAGUUUUCUCCAUAGGAGCAAUUUCUGGAGCCCAUGUCAAUCCUGCUGUCACAAUUGCCUUCGCAACUGUCGGCCCAUUCCCAUGGUCCGAGGUUCCACUCUAUAUAUUGGCACAAAUUGGGGGAUCUACUUUGGCAACUUAUAUUGCAAGAUUAGUAUAUGGCAUUAGAUCAGAGCUUGUGAUGACCAAACCACUCCAAGGAUGCACUGCAGCUUUCUGGGUGGAGCUUAUUGCAACUUUCAUAAUUCUUUUCCUCACUGCAUCCUUGUCAAAUGACCCUCAAUCUAUAGGACAGGUGUCUGGCUUUGUUGUCGGGGUGGCCAUUGGACUAGGAGUGCUAAUUUCUGGGCCUGUUUCAGGUGGGUCGAUGAAUCCAGCGAGAUCGUUAGGACCUGCACUUGUUUCAUGGAAAUUUGAUGAUCACUUAUGGAUAUAUUUAGUAGCACCAACUAUAGGAGCCAUUGCUGGUGUUUUUGUGUACCGGAUUUUACGACUACAAGGUUGGUCUUGUGAGUCGAGUCAAGCCCGAAAAGGAAGUGAUUCUUUACAUUAGGUUGUAGCAUAGGCCAGCACGGUCGUUUCGAUUCUUUAUCUUCCUUGUACGCUUGCAUUUACGUCUAUGAGUGUUCAAAUUUCCAAAUGUGUUUACGAAUCAAAUUUUGUCUAAUCUUAUGUGAAAACAAAGCCUUAAUCGGACAGUCUCUAUUUAAAUUGCUUUA
Molecule: messenger RNA, 1404 nt
Organism: Olea europaea var. sylvestris
Lineage: Eukaryota; Viridiplantae; Streptophyta; Magnoliopsida; Lamiales; Oleaceae
Product: probable aquaporin NIP7-1
Exons: 5
Coding region: 381-1238 (285 amino acids)
Biological process (GO): transmembrane transport
Cellular component (GO): membrane
Molecular function (GO): channel activity
Source: RefSeq, a predicted model, not a curated record